Messenger RNA from Paramecium sonneborni, 859 nucleotides. Lineage: Eukaryota; Ciliophora; Oligohymenophorea; Peniculida; Parameciidae. The record is from the annotation of a GenBank genome assembly.
AUGAACAAGGAUUAGAGAAAUAAAAGAAAAAUAUAUUUUACUCUUCUAAUAUUUAUUACUAAACUUAAUCCAAAAUAAAUAAUGUUUGAUUAAAAAUAAAAAAUAACUCUUGUAAAUAAGGAUUUAUUAAAUAAUCUAGAAAAAAAUUAAUUCCAAUUUUACUGUAAUUCAACACCAAAAUUGAUAAAUUCAUUAAAGAUAUAGGAUUACAAUAGACUUAAAAUUAAAGUAUCACAAAAUUAAUUUAGAAUAAAGUAAAUUAUUAUGUUGAUAAAGAGAAAAAAUAAGAGAAUUAUUAAAAAGUAUAAAAUUAUAAAAACAGUAUACUGUUUAAAGAAAAAACUAAUUGGACAAAUUAGUAUGUAAAAAAGAUGCAAUGUUGGAGUAAUAGAAUUAAAAUAUUAUUGAAUAGUUUGGAUUUGAGUAGUUAUACAAAAAAUAAAAUAAUGUUAACUAUUAAAUUAGCAAAACUUUUUAAUAAAUUAAAAAAUUUUGAUCACUAAAUUUUCAAAAUUAUUUAAUAUUGGAGUUUGUUUGAUGUUCAAUGGUAAUAACUCAUUAAAAUAAUCUGUUUAGUGAUUUCUUUUAUUUUGAUAUUUGUUUAAGGGUGUUUGAUUAUAUAUUUGGAAUAGGAUUUUUAGAUUGUAACUUUGAUAAAGCAAUAGGGAAUGUGAUUGGAGGAAUUUAGAAUAGAGUAGAUUAUAAAUAAUAUAAAAAAAAACAAGAAUUCAUAACAAGAUUUUAUUUUUAUGGAAAGCUUUUUUGUGAUCCUGACAAAUUGAUAAUGAGUUGUUUAACUCUUAAAAUCAACAUAAAUUUUUAUCUAAAAUCUGAUGAAAAAAAAUAGUUAAAAUUUUGA